Oreochromis aureus is the source of this 1297-nucleotide messenger RNA. RefSeq names its product methyltransferase like 27 (gene mettl27). The transcript is spliced from 6 exons. The record is from RefSeq and is a predicted model, not a curated record. NCBI's taxonomy places the organism in Eukaryota, Metazoa, Chordata, Actinopteri, Cichliformes, Cichlidae. Bases 16 to 1026 code for a protein of 336 amino acids.
UAUAAACGCUUCUUCAUGGCGGAAAAAGAGCAGAGAAAGCUGCCUCUUUCCCUGAAAGACUUUACUGAGGGAAUAGCGAGCCCGGUGUUUUAUACAGUCGUUGGUUGCUUCCUGGUGUUGCUGCACAGGCUCUCGGUGUCCCCGAUUCAGUUUGCUGCAGUGUCAGUGUUAGUUCUUUCUUUAUUCUUGCAGUGUGAACGCAGAAAGAAGAAAGAUCCAGGGAGACGACCGCUGGUAAAGUGGCGCCCUGUCUCUUCAUCUUUACACGUAUACAUAUAUGUUAUAGCAGCAGACUGUGUCUUCUACAUCCGUAAAAGAAAUCAGACAACAGGUGUGUAUAUAAUGUCAGCUGUGGCUAACACAUUUGAAAAUGUGAAAGCAGUUAUUCUAUCAGCUCAUAAAAACACAACAUCAAGGGACAAGGUCUCCUUCUACGACUCCUGGGCAGAGAACUAUGAUCAGGAUGUGGCUGUCCUGGAUUACCGUGCACCAACUCUGGCAGCAAACUGCAUCUCUUCCCAUUUCAGUGGAGAUCGUGAGGGUGCCGUCGUAUUGGAUGUGGCCUGUGGUACAGGACUGGUGGCCACACAGUUGAAGAAACUUGGAUUUGGAAAGUUUGUGGGUAUAGAUGGAAGCGAAGCUAUGUUGGAGUUGGCAAGACAGAGCGGGUUGUACCAGGACUUGAAGCAGAUCAUGCUGGGAGAGGAGCCACUGCCUAUCCAGUGGGUAGAUUCGUUUGAUGUGGUUGUGAUUGUUGGAGCACUAAGUUUUGGUCAUGUCCCUCCUGCUGUGGUCAGAGAUCUGUGCAAGACCACCAAACCAGGUGGCUACAUUUGCAUGACUACCAGAAGUAACCAGGACAAUCUGGAGUACAAAGGCUGUCUUGACUCUGAGCUCAGGCAGAUGGAGAACGAGGGGCUUUGGACUUGUCUAGAGGUCACAGAGGUGGAAAACUGGGAGAGAGCUGUGUCGGAGCACGAGGAUGGCUACAUAUCUGGCGCUGUAUAUCUCUACAAGAAACUAUAAUUAUACAUAUAUCACAAAAGUGUAUGGUGGUUUAAAAUCACACCAGCAAAGGUGCAGAAUAGACUUAUUAGAGAAGAAACAAAACCGGGAUAAAAUUUACGUAAGUUUAAAAAGGAUGGCUUGAUUUUUGCAUUUGCAGAAUUAGGUAGGCUCAAAGAUGGAAAGCUGCUUUCAAGCAAAUGAGUAUCUUGCAGCUGAGUAACAGACCUUUCCUUAUUGAAAGUAAAUGAACCAUUUUCUAAAUAAAUGGUUAUAUAACUUGUAUCUGUAA